CGGUCCGGCGACCGUAGUAACCGCCGGCACGCUGUUUGGACGGCACGCGGCCUGCACCUUCACGACACACAGCUGACGGCCAAAAUCGCGCGUUCGGAGAGCCAUAGACUCGCAAGACUAUAAUACAAAUAUUAUACUAUUAACACUAUAACAAAACCAGGAGGAAGAUGACAAUGGACGUCAAAGCCAGUCAAGUAGCAGCCAGCACAGCUACCAAGUCAAGUGCCAAUGUUGGUGCUUCGGCAUCGACGGGAGGUCAAGAGUGUGCCGGAUGUGGCAAACACAUAACCGAUAGAUUUCUGUUGAAGGCACUGGAUUUGUUUUGGCAUGAAGACUGCUUGAUGUGUGGAUGCUGCGGGUGUAGGCUGGGCGAAGUAGGAUCGACGCUGUACACUAAGGCGAACAUGAUAUUGUGCAAAAAGGAUUAUUUCAGGUUUUACAGGAUGUUUGGCAAUAAGGGCAUGUGCGCGGCUUGCUUCAAGGACAUACCUGCGUUCGAAAUGGUUAUGAGGGCCCGCAGCAACGUAUAUCACUUGGAGUGUUUUGCGUGCCAACAGUGCAAUCACAGAUUUUGUGUCGGAGACCGCUUUUACUUGUGUGAAAACAAAAUAUUAUGUGAAUACGAUUUCGAAGAAAGAAUGGUGUUUGCAAACAUGGCUUAUAACCCAGCUACUUUGGCUCAGUUGAAACGUCACGCCACACACAUACCACCCGCGGUUGGUGGAGGAGGUAGAUCAGAUCUCCCAAUGACGGCAGGGAGCAAUGGAACUGGAGAUCGUAGAGCCACGCCAACUGAUUCACACCACCAUGGACAUCACCAUCACGGGCAUCAUCACGGAGCACCCACCACUAAUGGACAUCAGUACGGUGGAUCAGGCGCCACUACGAACGGCGAUCAGUCUCAGCUUCAGUUAUAUGACGUAAAAUGAUAAUAUAAAAAUGUGCUAUUUCUCAAAAAGACGCUCUCUUUUUAAUCUUAAUUUUAGAACUAUUUCGUUAUUAAUUGCCCACAAUUAUUUUGAUUUAACUAAGUAUAAUAUUAUUAGAUUUUUUAACGAAUAAAAAUCGUUAUUACAGAUCUUUUCUGUUUGGCUAGUCACAACGAUAAGAGAUUAUUCAUAGUAUGUAUAAAAUUAUAAUUUUUUUCAAAUUUGUUCACAAACUUGAAGUGCAAAAAUCAACUUUAAGUUUGUGCAAUUAGAAAAAAAAAGGUGUUAACCUAAUUACCCAUUAAUGUUUUUAUUAUUAUUAUUUUGUUGCUUAAAUGACACCAAUUAAAUAGUGUCUAUUUACUGUCUUUAAUAUUUAUAUGAAAAUAAUUAUGUUAAACAUUUGAACAUUAGUAAAUUAUGAUUUAAAAUUAUUCCUCUUGUCCAAAUAUCGAAAUAUAUGAAAACAAAAUAAUCUUUACCAAACUAUACAUUAUAUUAUAAUACGAUAAUAUAGUAUUAUACUAGUUUAGUGUUAAGUACUUGUAAGUAUGUAUAUGUAUUAUUAAUUUAACCCUUAUAUAAAGGAUCUCUCGUUGUUUUGAAUAAUGUUCUAAGUUACCUUUGUAUUGUUUUCAAUUUUAUUAUAUUUUACCGUAAGAUAAAACACUGGUAGUAGCUGGUACCUAUAUAAUGUAAUAUGUACAUGUGUAUUAUAAUAAUAAUGUGCGUGAUUAUAAACAAAUAAAAAAUUAUUUCGUUGGUACCAUUAUAUGUGUAUACCGUAUAGA
Rhopalosiphum padi (bird cherry-oat aphid) is the source of this 1720-nucleotide messenger RNA. RefSeq names its product LIM domain transcription factor LMO4.2-like. Lineage: Eukaryota; Metazoa; Arthropoda; Insecta; Hemiptera; Aphididae. Bases 168 to 929 code for a protein of 253 amino acids. The record is from RefSeq and is a predicted model, not a curated record. Gene Ontology annotation, biological process: positive regulation of transcription by RNA polymerase II. Gene Ontology annotation, cellular component: nucleus. The transcript has 6 exons. Gene Ontology annotation, molecular function: transcription coactivator activity; DNA-binding transcription factor binding.